Molecule: messenger RNA, 4823 nt
Organism: Closterium sp. Naga37s-1
Lineage: Eukaryota; Viridiplantae; Streptophyta; Zygnematophyceae; Desmidiales; Closteriaceae
Source: the annotation of a GenBank genome assembly
CGCUCUCCCAUUGGUGCAUUUUUCACCGGAAGCGCGCCGACCAGGUGGUGCAGACAUGGCAGAAGCACUUCGCGAGCACGUCGCAGGAUCGCAAGUUACCACUGCUGUACCUCGCGAACGACAUUCUGCAGAACAGCCGCAAGAAGGGCCCCGAGUUCAUCCAGGAGUUCUGGCAGGUGCUGCCCUCCGCUCUCCAGGACCUCGUGCGCGUCGGCCCUGACAGCACGCGCAAGUCCACCCUCCGCAUCGUGGACAUAUGGGAGGAGCGCAAGGUGUUUGGGCAGCGCGACGAGCCGCUGAGGAAGCUGCUGCUGGGCGAUCUCGCCACCGCGCCGCCCGCCACGUCAGCCGCCGCUCCGGCGGACGAGCAGCCAGCCGCGGGAGCCGCUUCCACGGCCAAGGUGCGGGGGCCACUGGAGCGCAUAUCAUCGGUGUACGGAGCAGUGCAGGACGCAAGCAAGGACGAGGACACGGCGGUGCGGCGGUGCAGUGCGAUCAUCAACGAGCUGCAGACCAUUGAGAAGGAGCUCACUGCGCUCAAGUCGCCUGCUAAUGCGUCUGAGGCUGACGAGAGGGCGGUGGUGUUGGAUAGGCUGGACACCAAGCGCCACGUGCUGCAGCAGUGCUGCGACCAGAUGGCGGCGUGUGAGAGGAAGCGAGCGCUGCUGGUGAAGCUGCUCACAGACGCGCUCAGGACGCAGGAGAGCAAGCUGGAGCGCCUGAGGUCACAGGUGGAGAUUGCACGCACGCAGUCGGAAAUAGCAGCCAACUUGCGCAAGCGAGCCACGGAGGAGGACGCUGCUCGCGCCUCUGCUGGCCUCACUGCUGCAGCCAACCCCUCCGCUGUUGCCCCUGCCACCACUGCUGCUGCACCAUCCGCCCCAGCAUUCUUCCCAGCCCCUGCAACAGCAGCGGCCCCUGCCGCUACAGCUGCACCUGCACCAGCGUUCGUUUUCCCCGGGUUCCAACCUCCCCCAGGCACGCCUCCUGAGAUGCGGGAGGCUCGGCGGAAGCGGGCGGCGGAGCUGACAAGCCAGCUGGUUGCUUCGGCAUCAUCUGCCGCGAUUUUGAAAUCCGUUCUCUCGUCGUUUGCGGCUGGGCAAUCAGUAGCAGCAGGAGCCGCCGCUGCUGCUGCUCCGGCUGACGCUGCUGGUGCAGAUGGUGGGGGGGAUGGUGGUGGUGGCGGUGGGGGAGGAGGUGCAAACGACCCUUCUCAGCCACCAGAGAAGCGGCUACGACCCACUGAUACAAGCACACCGCCUCUGUCACACUCGUUUGCUGCUCCUCCCGCCACUGCCACUGCCUUUGCUUCCCUGAACCAUGCAAUGUUCCCCCCGCCCCCACCCCCACUGAACAUGGAUGGCAUGCCCUUCCCCCCCUUGCCCCCUCCUCCCCCUCUCCCUACUCAAUCCCCUCCUCCCCAACAGACCUCUGCCAUGCCUCAGUAUUCUCUCGCCCCCCCUCCCCCUCCCUACACUGCCUAUCCUCCCAAUGCUGCCACUGGCGCUCCCCCCCCUGCUUAUACACCUCCGCCAUUCGCGCUCGUUUUCCGCUUCCCCACAUGCCGGCGGGCGCUUGUGCCGCUGCCGCUGUCGCUGACCUCGCCAUUUGCAGGCGAUCGUUGUGCGACAGCAGAAGGUCGCUCAGUCGUCGUCGCGCGCUGUUUCCUCCGCCUCCCUCCGGCGUCCGCGCGUCCACCCGCGCUACUCGCCGCGCCCGUUCCUUCCGAACCAGCUCGCCGCGCGCCUAGUUUUCCCCACGGCCGCGCCCGCGCCCGCGCAUUGCGCCUCCCCCGCGCCGCUAUGCAAUCAUCCCGCGCGGGAGCUUCUGCUGGGAAUGGCGGGGAGGGCGGAAGCGCGGCGAGACCGGGGGUUGACGGAACCAGUGGUGUGGCGGCGGCCGCCAGCAGUGGCGGCGGUGGCGGCUCGAGCGAGUGGGCGGGCUCGGUGUGGACCGCGCAGGAGAUUGCUGACGUGGCAGGCGGCGCCGCCGUCAGGGACGGCCCGCCGGGGCGCGUCUGCACUGACACGCGCCAGCUGGCGCCCGGCGAUUGGUUCCUGGCUCUGCGAGGUCCGCACUUCGACGGCGCGGAUUUCCUGGAAGAGGCGGCGCGGAGGGGGUGCGGGGGGGCGGUUGUUGUGGUGGACGGAUGGGGGGAAAGGGGGGAUGCGGGGAAUGGGGGGAAUGCGCCAGAGGGGGGCGGCGGAAGGGAGAGCGGGAAUGGGGAAGAGGGGGAAUGCGCGGAAGAGGGGUUAAGAGAAGAAAAGGGAGCAAGGGAACCAAACUUGCCUCCGAACCUGCUGCCAGAGGGGUGGCAGGGCGGGUUGGUGGUGGUGCCAGACACGCUCGGCGCGCUGCAAGGCUUGGCGAGGGAGGCUCGGCGGAGGUUCGGCGGCGUGGUGGUGGGGGUGACAGGCAGCGUGGGGAAGACGACGGCGCGGGCUUUAACUGCCCUCGCGCUCUCGCCCCUGGGGGCCGUGCACCAGACUCAGGGCAAUCUGAACAACCACAUAGGAGUGCCGCUCACUCUCUUAGCUCUCCCCCAGGCGGCAGCAGCGUGUGUGGUGGAGAUGGGAAUGAGUGCUCGAGGCGAAAUCGCCCUCCUCUCCACCAUCGCCGCUCCCUCCAUCCGCCUGCUUCUCAACGUGGGCCCCGCUCACGUCGGCGACCCCACACUAGGGUCUUUGGAGGCGAUAGCAGAGGCCAAGGGGGAGAUGCUGGCGGAUGCGAGGCCAGGAGACGUGUGUGUGGUGAAUGGGGACGACAGGCUUGUCAUGGGGCUGCCCAUAAAGAAAGGAGACAGACGGGCCAUGGCAGAGGGCAAGGGGGAGAUGCUGGCAGAUGCGCGGAAUGGAGAGGUGUGCGUGGUGAAUGGGAUCACCUUUGGCCGCUCCCCCACCUGCAAUGUGCGGCUGCUGAGGGCGUCACCUUUGGCCGCUUCCCCGGCUGUGACGUGCAGCUGCUGUGGGCGCGCGCAGUGGAUGGCGGCAUGGCUUUUGAAGCAUUGCAACCUGGCACGCACAGGAGGAGGAGGAGGAGCAGCCGCACUACUGCCACGCCCAAUUCCUUCCUCCCACACCCUUCUACCCACCCGUGUGUCCCUGCAGAUCACAUUCGGUCGCUCACCGGCCUGCGACGUGCAGCUGCUGUGGGCGCGGGCAGUGGAUGGCGGCAUGGCGGUUGAAGCUGCCAUUCGCAAUAACCUGCCUUGCACAGGAGGAGGAGCUGCAGCAGAGGCAGGAGUGACUAUGGCAUUGCGUUGCGGCAAGCAGGAGGAGGAGAAUGAAAGUGCUGUUCCCAGCAGCAGUGCGCUGCUAAGUGCUGGAACUAUUUCUGAGUCGAGUCAGAAAUCGCAGAGCACUGGAGCUCUGCAUCUGUAUGCUAAUAGAGACAAUGAGGACACAGGGCGUGUGCAUGGGGACGAGAGUGAUGCCGAGAGCGGGGUGUGUGUGCGGAUUAACAGCCCCGGGCUGCAUCUGGCUGACAACGCUCUUGCAGCAGCAGCCGUGGCGGUGGCGGCAGGCGUGCCCCUGCCAAUGGCGGCGCGACACAUGGCGCGAUUCGAGCCCGUCGGGAUGAGGAUGAGGGUCGAGCGGAUACGGAGGAGAGGAGAGGCGGGAGAGGAGGGCAAGAGGAGCGAAGGGAAGGGAGAGGGACACGAGGGAAAUGGUGUGACUGUACUGAAUGAUGCUUAUAACGCCAAUCCAAUCAGUGUUGCUUCGGCUCUUCACCUUCUGCAUCAGCUCUCACUGGAAUCGACUGCCUCCUCCUCCACUCGCGCCUCCUCCCUCCCCUCCCUCCCCUCCCUCUCCUCCGCUCCCUCCCUUCUGCAUCAGCUCUCACUGGAAUCAAUUGACUCCUCCGCCACCUGCUCUUCCUCCGCGACUGCCGCCUCCUCUCCACCAGUCUCAGGCCGCCAUGUGGCAGUGCUGGGUGACAUGCUGGAGCUGGGCAGCCAAUCAGAGAGCGCACACGUGGACGCGCUCUCUCUCUGCCUCUCCCUCUCGGGAAUCUCUCUUGUUCUGACAGCUGGUGCGUCCUUCAAGUCCGCCCUGGGGAAAAUGGUGCAAAGGAGAGUGAGGGGUGGUGCAGAGAAAGGAGUGGAGGGGGGUGAGGAUGGGAGCUGCAGUAAUGAAGAUGAUAGAGACAGUGGGGAGUGGAAAAGCGGCCGUCUGCACUGUUUUUUGGAAGACGGUGGGGAGAGGCGCUUGGAGGUGCAUGCGUUUGAGUCGGCACAAGACCUUGCAGAGGCAGUAGCGUUAUCUGCAUGCACUGGAGAGUCACUCCUUGAAGCGCCUAAAGAAGCGGUGGAUAUGGUUUCGUUUCUCGCUCCCCAGCGCACAUCCCUCUCCGCCAAGCCCCUCUCCGCCUCUUCCCCGCAUCAACGCCUUCUGCGAAGGCCCGCGCAGCCUGUAGCCGCCGUCGCGGCGGAAACCGCCUCCGCGGAAGACGAUUCCGCGGACGUCCCCCCGCCGGGAUGCUCGCGGAUCAAAAUCGAGCUCACGCGCCCGCUGGGGCUGGUCCUAGAGGAGCGCGCGGGGGGGAUUUUCGUGGUGGAGGUAGCGCGCGGGGGGAACGCGGAGGCAACGGGGCUGGUGGACGCGGGCGACCAGCUGAUUGCGACGAGUGCGAUCGUGUUCGACGACAGCGACUCGUACGGCGGGGUUGUCGUGAAGAAGGGCAUGCGGAUCGUACGGUUCAACGUUCGCGGCGAGAAGUUUGACACGGUCAUGGCUGCAAUCGGGACACAUCCGUCGUAUCUCAAGGUCGCCAUAGAGCUGCAGAAGUGCAAGCCGCUCACCAGGGAUCCCUCCACCUCGUAG